UGAGUAUACCUCCUAUACGCUCCGUAGCUACUUGCAAUUGAAAUCCUCGCGUGGCCACAGUGCAGUGCCUCCUCUACCACCACCGUCGGGUGCCGCCCUAACUGGUUGACUGCCGCUCCCUCAACUCACCUCUCUUCAACCACCGACCACCAACCACCGCAACCUCUCUCCAGGUCCUUCGGAAGCGCCAUCGACCGACCUUCACCCUCCUCUCCCACCACAUCGAUUCUUCUCAUCUGCCAGCUCGCCCUGCCCGCCGAGGUUGAUGGCAAGCGUGCGUGUCCAGAUCAGUUUUUGAAUCUUCUUUCUUUCUCUUCCAGCGCUAUUUUGAUAAUCUGUCGUUGAGCUUGCGCACCAUCGCUUGGCCGCCCAUACUGCCUUUGAAUUUCCUUCCACCUCCGACGUUGGACUUCACCUUUCCCCGUCCAUAUCAACCUCCUCGAUCCCCCGCUGCGUGCUCGCAGAACGACCAUUCUUGCGAUUCUACUCCAACUCGGCAUUCGACAACGGUGGCAUCUAAUAACUUCCCUCUCGAGGUAAGAAGAGCCGCCCCCUUGGUUUGUGUCAACCAUGGCCUCUCGCCAGACAAAUGUUGAGGGGAGGGCGUUGGGCAAGAGACUUGGAGCUACCAACAACGAACCCCCAACCCCAAUCCCUCUGCACUGGCAAACCUUUCCUCGCGAGGCGCACAUGCUAAUUGGGUUUCACAAAAAUAGUAGACGGGGUUCUUUACAUCGAAGAGUUAGCUGGCCUUGUGGCUAGGGGUUAUUAUCCGAAACAUCUACACCAUUGCCCAAUUCGGGGCAACAUUUUACCUGGGACUAAUCAAGAGACGAUCCAGAGGAUUCGCGCAAGCGUAUCAUACACAGAGGUAAGCGCUUCUCUCUCUCUUAUCUUGAGUUCGCAUCCAUCAUAUGCUCCCAUUACAAAAUCCCACUGGGAACCAUGGUGGUGUCACAAAGCUGGAGACCAGCGUGAAUCACAAAUUCAUCAUGAUACAUCUUAAUCUGCGACAACGCUGAUAGGUCAUCUUAGCUCUCCCAGCUCUACCCGUUCGCCUCGUCCUUCCAAUCUUGUGAAUCAGCUCUCGUGAAUCAAUAACAUUGAGGGGCCUCUUUGUUAAGAAUAUGGUGCAAGGGAAGAAGCCCAACGACAUGUCGAACGGUGCCACCAAAUAUCAAAACAAUAUGUCCUUCCAAAAGAAAGAUAGAUCUGAGUCCCGUGGUGGGGCACAGAAUGGUGAGCGACUUUUGGAGUCCAGGGGUACGUUCCCAAUAUGCUGACUGCUUCCAGGCUUCAGAACCGAUUCCGCGAUCUCUGGCAGCAAGAUCCAAGGUGAACGUACUCUGCAAAGAUGGGUACCAGAUGCGCCCGAGGAAAUUGACGGCUCCUUGGAAUCGGGCAAACCAAGCAGUGGACCCGCCUGGGACCAGUUUGCGGGUACCCAGACCGAUUAUGAUGAGAACAUCUACACCACCAAGAUUGACACAAGUCAUCCCCACCACCAGCAACGUAUUGCAUAUGCUGAUAGAAAGGCGAGAGAGAUUGAGCGUAGUGUUGCGACCAAUUCUCAUGUUGCUGAAGAGCGUAUAGCAGACCAUGUCAAGGCGGAUAGUAAUGGCCUUGAUGAAGAGGACAAGUGAGUUGCAACCUUCAACUCAUACAGACCACCCACACUAACUCUUUUAAAUCAGAUACAGUGGAGUUCGCAGACAGCAGGACUUCCCUCCUCUGACUAGUUCGAGCAACAAAUAUCAGCCUCCAGCUAGGCGUGGAAAUGCCGGGCAGACUGCUACAUCUGCUGCUGUUUCUACUGUUGCCUCUAAUGCUCCUGGUAUACUUGCGGAUCCCGCCAUUCUUGCCUCUGGCCGUCCAAAAGCCACCUCAGAAAAGAAGAACUCGCCAGUGCAGAAACCCAAGGCAGAAGUUGCCCCCCCUCCGACCGUAAAUGAGCCAAGCGCCACCGCUACACCAGAUACCAAGGUAUCUGCUCCAAAAGCAACUGCUUCUGCUGGCCGUACCAUAGCGCAACCGAAACCACAAGCUAGUCCCAAUGCAACUGCUACUGUUGAGAGAGACGUAGCCAGUGCCUUCAAAACCUUUGCCAACCAGCAGAGGAAAAACUUGGAGAACGCUCGUGCAAACAAGGCUAGGAAUGACAAGGAGUUCAAGUUGAAUGAUCUAAAGAAGUUUGCGGAGGAUUUCAAGCUAAACACCCCCGUUCCUCAAGACCUCGUCCCGAUCAUCGCAAAGGAUCCGGCAAAGCAGAAGGAGAUUAUGGAAAAGUCGAACAGAAGUGCAGAGGAGGCAAAGCUCAAACCUGCAGAAGCUGUCAAACCUGUGCAACCUCCAUCUGAAGCCAGAGCACCCGCCUCACAACGCCCAGCUCCUGCAGCCCAUGCACCAUCACCCUCGUCCAACAAUAAUCCGAGUCGACAGGCAUCGAACCGCCAACAAGGCUUUUCACACCAACAAGGCUAUAAUAAUUCGCAAUCCUUCCGCGGUAACCAAUCCUCUCAAGCGCAGCCUCAAAUGCCGCCCCAACAAGGCCGCGGACCAGGCAAUCUAGGAACGCGACUGAAGAACCUUGAGAGACAGAAUUUGAACCAAGGCAUGAAUAAUAUGCCCCUUCAUGAUGCUCGUCACCCACCAACUGGUCCGGCCAACCCAAUGGACCCCAACUUCUCUCGUCGAUCUAGUGGUGUUACAAGCGCGCAAGGAGGUCGACUUAACCCCAACAGCAGUGAGUUCAGACCAAAUGCUCACGCUCCAACAUUCACUCCCAACGGUAACCCAUCUCACUCGAAUGGCCCCAGCAGCGGCUCAAGCCCUGCCAUUAAUGCUUCCGUUGAGCAAUCCAGCCCUGCGCCAGUCGCACGAUCUCUUUUGAAGCGCAAGCCCGUUUCUCCUGUUGAUCGACCUUCAUUGAAGGAAAAGUUCAACGCUCUUGAGCACAUCAUGACAAUCAAACCUCUGCCAGAGCAGAAUUGGGAAAAGACAGGUGGAAUGAGACCAUCUUAUGAUACACCACCAAUUUGGAGACAACUAGCAGACGGUGAGCCAGACGGUUCAAGUAUUCACUUGACAUAUACCAAGCUAUUUGAGAUGACUCCCUUCCCAACUGCCCUUUCUCCACCGAAUCUAUCACACGCUGUUCCUCCAGUUCCGCAUCAACAUCAACUCCCGUUCCAUCUUCAACAAGGCGUGCACAUGAACCAACGUCAAUCACCUCGAGCAAUGCCUAUGAAUCUUCCUGGAAAUCAGCAUGGUCAUGGCCCAGCUCCUCAGUUCAGUGGCCCUGAUGAACAUCGAAUGAUGCCAUCUCAUUCCGCUCAGUCAUUCGCAUCUCCCCGUCCUCAUAAUGCCGCCCUCCCUUUUCCGUCUCCCAUGGGUACUCCUAUGUCUCAAAACGCGCAACUAUAUGCCCCUCAGAUGAUGCCAUAUGGCGGAGUACCACCUAUGGCAGCAGGCUAUAGAUCACUCUCCCAGAACCAACACUUCGUUCCUCAACAACAGAUGGGCCCCCCAAUGAUGAUGCAAAAUCCUACCGGUGGGUUUAUGACUACGCAGGGUAUGCCACCAGGUGGUCAUGUCAUGUAUCCACAAGGCCCGCAGGGUCACUUUAUGCCUCAAGGGAGUGGUCAUCCGCCUGCUAUGCCUGUGAAUGGCUAUCCAAGCCCAGGUAGGGGCGCCCCAAUGAUGAUGAGCCAAGGCUCGCAGCAAGGUCAUCAGCAACCGCCUAUGUUUGCGAUGAACCCUGGUAUGAGUCCCGGUCCUCAAUAUGGAAAUGCAGUACCCGUUUACGCUCAACAACCUCCUGGUCAAAGUAAGUUAACAAUGACUGAAUUAUAUAUGUUUUUGCUGACUCCUUCUAGUUCCUAUGCGCCCUGGUUAUAAUGGUGGACCGGGUCAAUUUGGAACAAGUCCUCAACAACCUCACCAAUUUGCUCACCAACAACGUAAUAACCACCAAAACGGAAAUUUUAAUAAUAACAAGAACUUCCAACAUCCUCCUCUACACCCCAAUGCCCCACCAAAUAGCCAACCCCCAAAUGGUACGCAACCUCGAGUCGUUGAUGGUGUUGUUGAAGAAGCUAAAUGAGCUCUUCACUUCUUCCCAAAACAAGGAUCACGGCGCCGAUGCUACGGCAUCACCCUAUUGCUUUGGAGAUUAAGCCCCGUACCAAGUUCGUGGGGUUUUCAACUACUUGAGGAUAAUUUAUACUCUUCCGCAUCAUCUUUUCAAGGUAUUUCACGGAAGACGACCCAAACCCAUUUGCAUCGAUAUUCUCUCCAUGAAGAAGAGAUACUCUUAGGAUUUCGCUUGGAUCGGCAAUCUGGGAAAUAUGCGGUUGAAGCAUUCUUUUGGUUCUUAAGAUGCUCUCGCCCCCCUCAAUUAUGGUGGGUCUCUUUUUGCCUAGCGUUGGUCUUUUUCGAAAAUCUUUCUAUUCUUCUUGGUACAAAGAUCUGAUACCUUGUAUAUGUAGAACUGGCCAAUUAUCGUGUCAUCAAACACUUGUUUCUCUUGGUGGGAUUGGACAAACUUUUCGCUAUUCGACUGCAGCCUGGGGAAAGGGAAUUAUUGCUGUGCUUUUUUCGAGCCCCGAGAGGAGUCGAAUAGGACUUGGCCGACGCUGAUCAGGAAAUGGCGAGAUGAGGAAUUGUUAAUAUGAAUAAGGUUUUUACGAAAAAAGAAAAAAUUGUGGACAAAAAUGUGACG
Molecule: messenger RNA, 4720 nt
Organism: Hymenoscyphus albidus
Lineage: Eukaryota; Fungi; Ascomycota; Leotiomycetes; Helotiales; Helotiaceae
Source: the annotation of a GenBank genome assembly